UGGGAUGACAGGCGUGAGCCACCUUGCCCGGUCAGUAGCCCACUUCUUUUUGUGUGUGUGUGUGCCAACUUGAUGACUAGUACAUGUGGUAGUAGCCCACUUCUUAUCACUUCCCUCCCAUCCCGGUCUGGCUCCCAAAGUCCCCUCCCUAGGGGAACCCCUUUCCCCUCCGAGUAACUCCUUGUCCCCCUGGUUUGAAGGCCGGUGGCCGGGGCAGUGGGUUUCUGUGGCCGGGCGGGAUUCCUGGGGCACAGCGGGGUGCUCAGUGGGUUGGCUGGGGAGCCGGGGGUGGGCAGCGCGGUCCAGAGCCCCACCUGGCCGUGCCCUGGCGACCUGAUGCCCCCCUGUCUGCCCUCCGUCCGCAGCCGGGCGCCGGGACGAUGGUGGACCACCUGGCCAACACGGAGGUCAACGCGCAGCGCAUCGCCGCCGUGGAGAGCUGCUUCGGCGCGUCGGGCCAGCCGCUGGCGCUGCCGGGCCGGGUGCUGCUGGGCGAGGGUGUGCUCACCAAGGAGUGCCGCAAGAAGCACAAGCCGCGCGUCUUCUUCCUCUUCAACGACAUCCUGGUGUACGGCAGCAUCGUGCUCAGCAAGCGCAAGUACCGCGGCCAGCGCAUCGUGCCGCUGGAGGAGGUGACGCUCGAGCCGCUGCCGGAGACGCUGCAGGCCAGGAACCGCUGGCUGAUCCGCACGGCCAGGAAGUCCUUCGUGGUGUCCGCCGCGUCCGCCGCGGAGCGCCAGGAGUGGAUGGGCCACAUCGAGGAGUGCGCGCGGCGGCGGCUGCUGGCCACGGGGCGCCCGCGCGCCACGGAGCACGCGGCGCCCUGGGUGCCCGACAAGGCGACCGACAUCUGCAUGCGCUGCACGCAGACGCGCUUCUCGGCGCUCACGCGGCGCCACCACUGCCGCCAGUGCGGCUUCGUGGUGUGUGCGGGGUGCUCGCGCGCGCGCUUCCUGCUGCCGCGCCUGUCGCCCAAGCCCCUGCGCGUCUGCAGCCUGUGCUACCGCGACCUGGCGGCGCAGGAGCGGAGGGAGGAGGCCGAGGUGGAGGCCGGCCGGGAGGGGCAGCACCCGGGCCAGGGGUCCCCGGCGGCGCAGCCGGACGGCCCGGCCGGGGCCGCGUGCGCAGCGUCCAGCGGAGACUACGACUCGGACGACGACGACUCGGACGAGGAGCGCGAGGGCGGCGGGGACGCGGACUGGCCCGGCCGCGUGCAGUUCUACGCCGAGGGCGUGUCCUGGUCCGCCUUCCACAGCUGACGCGGGCCGUGGGCAGCUCCAGGAGCGCGGGGCCCGCAGGUGCCCGGGGGGACCUGCCGCAGCAGCCGUGGGUGCCUCUUACCCCCAACCCUGGAUUCCAAGUGCCUUUUUGCUGGACACCUGCGGCCUUCUGGUAAUUCCACUUCAGACAAUGAAUGACCUCCCCGGUUUGCAAGCCCCAACUCACUCCGGCUUCUUGGGGACAAACAAGUGAGUGCCCGUUUCUGGGCGCUACUGGCUGCAGCUGCAGAAAACCCUUUGAAUGAGGGUGUUUGGGGACCCCACCCUGCCCCCCUCCCCACGAGCACGCCCGUGGGACAGCAGGGGUCCGGGAAGCCAAGGCCGGCCGGGCCCUGCCAGUCCGGGCACAUGGGCACCCCUCAGCCAGGCAGGACACAGCUGAGCCUCGGGGUCCAGGGGCUGCAGCCUGGCCUCCAGGGAGGCCUCCGCCCCCUUCCCUCCCUCCAGGUGUCCAAAUGCCCCAGGUCUCUCUCCAUCCUGCCCUCCUCUCUCCCCUCGGCCAGCCAGCGAAACCAGCGUUCUCUGUGAGGACUCUCGGGGGCAGGGACAGAAGCCCGACCCAGGCCGGCCUCAUAAUAAAAAGGAAAGUGUA
This is a messenger RNA of Microcebus murinus (gray mouse lemur), 1872 nucleotides long. NCBI's taxonomy places the organism in Eukaryota, Metazoa, Chordata, Mammalia, Primates, Cheirogaleidae. The record is from RefSeq and is a predicted model, not a curated record.